UACAAACCCUAGCUCUUACCCUUCCGCCAUUAUCUCACAGAUAUCUUCUACGCAGCCGAGAAACCAUUUUAGCUCUAAACAAUGACGACGCACUUGAAGAAGAACAGGAAGAAGAGAGGCCAUGUGAGCGCCGGCCAUGGCCGUAUCGGGAAGCACCGGAAGCAUCCGUCGGGUCGCGGUAACGCCGGAGGAAUGCACCACCAUCGGAUCCUCUUCGACAAGUACCAUCCCGGAUACUUCGGAAAGGUCGGUAUGAGGUAUUUCCAUAAGCUCCGUAACAAGUUCUACUGCCCUACUCUCAACAUCGAUAAGCUCUGGUCACUCGUCCCUGAGGAAGUCAGAUCCAAAGCUUCCAAGGACAAAGUUCCGAUGAUUGACGUCACGCAAUUCGGAUACUUUAAGCUCCUGGGUAAGGGCGUGCUCCCGAGCAACCAGCCGGUUGUGGUGAAAGCCAAGCUUGUUUCGAAGAUCGCAGAGAAGAAGAUCAAGGAGGCAGGUGGGGCUGUUGUUCUUACAGCUUAGAUUCGUUUCAAUUGCUUUGAGUUUUUAUUAUUAUAUGUUGUCACAAGCUUUACAUUUUUUUGGCCUCUUUGGAAAGAUGUAUGAACUUGUAGAACGCGUUUACUACAAUUUGCCCACAUUUUGGAGUUUAAUCUUCAAUAUUUUCAUGAUUACAUGCUUAUGGUUUAAUUCUUGGAUGUUUGUUCAUUUGGUUCCAUUAGAUCAUUAUCAUGCCAGUAAUAAAUUAUCUUACGAAUUUAAGAAUUG
Messenger RNA from Cuscuta epithymum, 768 nucleotides. Lineage: Eukaryota; Viridiplantae; Streptophyta; Magnoliopsida; Solanales; Convolvulaceae. The record is from the annotation of a GenBank genome assembly.